This is a messenger RNA of Mycena citricolor, 1335 nucleotides long. Lineage: Eukaryota; Fungi; Basidiomycota; Agaricomycetes; Agaricales; Mycenaceae. The record is from the annotation of a GenBank genome assembly.
ACAGCAAGUUAUUGCAUAGAACACUGGAUCUGGAUAGCUCAACGCUUAGCUUAUGCUUGGCAGCGGUCUUUUCGAAACUCCUACGGUCAACGGUGGCAGCGAAGGCAUCAAGAGACCGAAGAGCUGACAAGCCCAGAGCUCAUCAAUCAUCUAUCGUUCGCUAGCGUUUUUAUAGCGACUUUCCCACCCGCAACCAUUUAAGAAGCCCGCACCCAACCAUGUUCUCGUCUGCAACCACCCCCUCGAAUGCUGAAAGAGGCUAAAGACUCGCAGGCUUUGGGGCACGCCGCUCUGGCCGAGAGAAAUCUCGAAGGCACCCUUGGGCUCGGGGUAAUCGCAGAAGUGAUCCAGCACGAGCUAAAAGUCUUCUGGGGCUUCACGUGGCGGGACUGGUCCGCAAGCGUGGUUCCCGGUGCGAUGUACACACUGGCUGCGCUCCGUUCGCUGGACAGUGCGCUGACGAUCGACGUGGUGGCGCGCGGAAUCGGGCGUUCGGUCGUGUACUUUCUGCUCUUCAUCUACGCAUUCGACUUGGCCAACCAGAUCAACGGCGUGGCAGAGGACAAGAUCAACAAACCCGAUCGACCCAUCGCGUCAGGCCUGUCCUCGCUCAAAGGCGCGUAUAUGCGCUGGCACGUCACCAACGCCAUACUCCUCUUUCUCGGGGCGGCGUGGGGAGUGCUGCCGUGGGCCGCGCUGUGGAUCAUCGUGACCAUCUACACAAGCUUCUACGGCGGCGACAAGCACUGGGCGACGAAAAACCUGGUCUUCAUGUCCGUCGGCUCAUUCUGUGUGCUGCAGUCCGCUUGGGGGCUCGGAGCGCCGAUCGGACCCCAGACGCUGAGAUGGGACCUGAUUCUAAGCGGGGCUUUCGGGAUCGUUGCCAGCAUCCAGGACAUGCGUGAUGCCGAAGGCGACAGGAUUGCAGGGCGACGGACAUUGCCCAUCAUUCUCGGAAAUUCCUUCCGCCCUGCCAUGGCAAUCGUCAUCUGCGCCAUGCCGGCCGUGUGCUGGAAGCUCGAUUUUCUGCGCCGCUCGCACUGGAUGGUCGGGUACUGCGGGGUGCUGCUCACUCUCGCCAUGUUUUACAUGGCCCAACGUGUCGUGCGGGGUUUCUCCGCUCGCUAUGAUCACAAGACGUAUAUGAUCCUCACGUACAUCUUUUGCGGUUGUGUGGCAGUUCCGAUGCUUUUUCCUUGACGGUCUCGAUGCAGGUUGUCAACGGUAUGUAGAUCUCUUUGGUUUUUGAUCGCCGUGAUGGACACUUGGGUGUGUGAUAGACUAUUCUAGUAAUGUAGGGAUACAUGGAUUGUAACAUGUCGGACAUAAUACACU